AUGUGCCGAAAGGCCGACUGCAGGGUCCCUUGUAGCUUGAAGGUUGGCGGAGUUAUGAUAAGCGCAAUGGCCGAGAAUGGAUCAUCGGGAACGAGUAUCAACAUACAAAUGCACUUAUCCGGAGACUGGGAGACUUAG
Molecule: messenger RNA, 138 nt
Organism: Fusarium venenatum
Lineage: Eukaryota; Fungi; Ascomycota; Sordariomycetes; Hypocreales; Nectriaceae
Source: RefSeq, a predicted model, not a curated record